CGCUAUCUCUCUCUUUUACAUGCAUAUUUAAAUACUUUAAAUAGUUGUCUGUGGAAACAUGCUAACUUUUGUUUUCUUAUCAAGAGCUGAAAGUAAGCGUUCUUCGUAAGUGAUACAUCUCCUACUCUAAAAUGUUUAAUCGAGACAAUGUCUGCCCUGUCGUGGUUGUCAUAACGUUUCGAGCAGUGAGUGACGAAAAGUUUAAGUGAAAUUUGAAAAAUGCCGUCGUUGAUUGAAUUGGUGCUGCAAGGGGGUCGACCGAACGCGUCGUGGUGGGCGAAGGACCUGGCGAUGGGGCUAUUGCGGGUUUUGCUGAAUCUGGUGUGUUUCCAAAGAUAUCAAUAUACGAGCGAGAUCCAGAUCCCUGGAUUUGUCAAUAUUAAACGCCGGCAACUUGUACGAGCGCUGCGUCGGCACGAGCGCGAGUUCCUCGAGGACGUAUGGGAGGAUAAUGGCCCGGACGGUCUUCAUUUAGACCUAAGACGUCUCUUCGGGCUCGAACCCUAUGAGGAACCCUAUGUGAUGGAAGAAUCGUGGAACGAGCCUCCGAGCAAGAGACGACACAGAUGUAAGAAUAAUUCAAAUCUCUAUUGGAGUCAGAAGGCUGAAGUAAGAAUUGGUGGAAUGCGUACUGAAGACAUUGAUGUGAGAAAGGAGUCGGGCAAGGUCGCCGCUGGAUUCCCCGGAUCAACGCCCAAGGACUGCUAG
Messenger RNA from Formica exsecta, 708 nucleotides. RefSeq lists its product as uncharacterized. The transcript is spliced from 4 exons. Lineage: Eukaryota; Metazoa; Arthropoda; Insecta; Hymenoptera; Formicidae. The coding region runs from base 220 to 708 and encodes 162 amino acids. The record is from RefSeq and is a predicted model, not a curated record.